Arachis stenosperma is the source of this 1710-nucleotide messenger RNA. RefSeq names its product protein SUPPRESSOR OF GENE SILENCING 3-like. Gene Ontology annotation, biological process: defense response to virus; regulatory ncRNA-mediated gene silencing. The record is from RefSeq and is a predicted model, not a curated record. The coding region runs from base 1 to 1710 and encodes 569 amino acids. Lineage: Eukaryota; Viridiplantae; Streptophyta; Magnoliopsida; Fabales; Fabaceae. The transcript has 5 exons.
AUGGCUGAUGGUAGUGCUGAUCCUUUUCCAGAGUUGGGAAAAGUGUAUAGAGUGAAAUCUAAUCGACAGAACAAGAAAGGAGCUAACGAUAUCAAAUUCAAUUCUAAACAAAAUGCUGACUCUAGGCAGCCACAGAACCAACCCGGUGGAAGUGCUCCAAGACCUUGGUUUCCUCAGAAUUUUGGUUCAAAUGCAUGGGGAAAUCCAAAUGCACCUCACAAAUUGGUGAACCAGGGCAGUGACAAAUCAGCAGGUUUUAACAGCAGCAAAGUGGUGGACAAGAGCAAUUCCCAAAAGAACAUGGCAUGUGGAAAUGGAGUUUCUUGUGAAAUAAGUGAUGAAGAAACCGUUGAAAGUGAGUCUGAAAUUGUGUUUGAUAGUGAUGAUGAGCUUUCUUUAGAUGGCAACGAUGAAGAUACUCUCGAGAUAAGCCAUGAAGGGUGCAAGAAAAGCAAGUGGUUCAGAAAUUUCUUUGACAAAUUAGAUAGAAUGACCACUGAACAAAUCAAUUCACAAGAGAUGUCAUUGCAUUGCCCUGCAUGCCAAGGGGGUGUUGGGGCUAUUGAUUGGUACCAAGGGCUACAGCCCCUUCUGAUUCAUUCAAGGACAAUACAAUCAAGGAGGGCAAGGCUGCACCGAGUGUUUGCCGACACUUUGGAGGAGGAGUGCAACAGGAAAAGAAUUCCAUUGAGGGCAGCUAACGAAGCUUAUGGUAAAUGGGAGGGCCUUGAUAAGAAAGUAAAGGAUCAUGAAAUAGUUUGGCCUCCAAUGGUUGUCAUAAUGAAUACAAGACAUGAGCAAGAUGAAAACAAUAAGUGGUAUGGAAUGGGGAAUCAAGAGCUCCUUGAUUGCUUCAGUAACUAUGCUGCACAAAAGGCUAGGCACUCAUAUGGUCCACAAGGACACCGGGGGAUGAGUAUGUUGAUUUUUGAUGCAUCACCAGCAGGUUAUUUAGAAGCUGUGCGCCUCCACAAGCAUUUCAAAGAGCAGGGAAGAGACAAGGAGGCAUGGAAUCGAUGUCAGAAUCCAAUUGUUCCAGGUGGGAAGCGCCAACUUUAUGGCUACUUGGCUUCUAGAGAAGAUAUGGAUAUUUUCAACUGGCACUGUGCAGGAAAGUCAAAAUUGAAGUUUGAAAUGAGAUCAUACCAAGGCACGAUAGAGAGCAAGAUAAAGCAUAUAAAUGAUGAUAGUCGAUUGCUUGGAUAUUUUAAGGAUAAGAUAGCUAAAGAACAAUUGAAAUCAAAAGUUCUUGAAGAGUCUUUAUCUAGAAUGACUGGAAAAUUACGCAUCACAAUGGAAGAAAACCGUGUUAUGAGGGAGCGUGUUAAAGAACAUCAUCAAGAGAGCACAGAGGAGAUGGAUGCACAAGAGAUAUUUUUCAAACAGCAACUCCAAAUCAUAGAGCAAGCUAUAGUUUCAAAAGAAGAUGACUAUGACGUUUUGCAGCAAGCAAGGCUAGAAAAAGGGGUAGAGGAAAACAUACAUAGUGUUGAGAAAGUCAUUGGUUUCCUAAGUGUUGAAGAGAGCAGGAUGAAGCAAUUUGGGGAGGUGAGAAUUAAUAUUGCAAAAAUUUAUCAUCAGAAGAUGAUGGCUCUGAGGAAGAAGCAGUUCGAGGAGCAGCUUGAACUUGUGAAGGAUUUGGAAAAUGAACUGACUCAACUUUUGGACAAUGCUUCAGCCAUUUCUCAAGAAGAAAACUCUCAGAAAUGA